AUGUUUGCUGCCUGCGGAGCUGGUGCCGAUCAGUUCAAAACUGUUUGUUCAUCCGUGGAUAAGCUCGAUAAACAACCAUGGGUUGAGGUCGAAGAAGAACUCAUAAAGGAGAAAGGACUGACAAAAGAGAACACCGAAAAGUUGGGUCAAUUCGUCCGGCUAAGAGAGUUUAAUCCAUCAAUGGGUAAUGUUGAGCUUUUGGACAAAUUGAUGGAGUUCGAAGAACUUGCGAAGAAUGCGCGUUUCAAGAAAGGCAUUGAAGAAUUAAAGGUGCUGGUGAACUACUGUUCACUUUUUGGUGUUAACUCUGUACGGUUCGAUCCUUCGUUAGCGAGAGGAUUAGAUUAUUACACCGGAGCUAUUUAUGAGGCUGUUGUUCCAAAGGCGUUAGAAGGUAUCAAUCUCGAAACCAAUGGUGAAGAGCAGAAAGGUCUUCCAGUAGGCGUUGGAUCCGUUGCCGCCGGAGGAAGAUCGUUGAGACUGGAAGAUGUCGGACCACUGAAACCGAAUUUAAUCAGAUCAGGUGCUCAAGAAUUUUUUACAAAUGAGCGCAUGAGCUUUGUUGAGCUAGCUUAUAAAGCAAAUCCCAAAUUGCUCACCCAGCUACAGUAUUGCGAGGACCGACUGAUCCCACUAGUGUUGAUAGUGGGUGAGCGCGAGCUCCAAGAAGGCGUGGUGAAACUUCGAAAUGUUAAAACAAGAGCUGAGCAGAGCACAGAUUAUGAUGGUGAUGACGAUGAUGAUAUCCCUGGUUCUCAUGUGCGCAGAUAUUUUUCAAUUUUUUUCACAGAAAGCUGCUUGCGUACUAGGUGGAACUUUUUUGAUAAGUCUCUUUAUCACUUUGUUUUUCAGAUGGUGUAUCCUGCAUCUGUUUUCAUUACGGGGGCAAACAGAGGUAUUGGUCUUGGUUUUGUUCGUGAAUUUUUGAAGAUUCAAUCUGUGAAGUUUGUGAUUGCUGGUGCCAGGAAUCCAGAUAAUGCAGAGGUAAAUUUUUUGUGA
Ostertagia ostertagi is the source of this 999-nucleotide messenger RNA. Lineage: Eukaryota; Metazoa; Nematoda; Chromadorea; Rhabditida; Trichostrongylidae. The record is from the annotation of a GenBank genome assembly.